Empidonax traillii (willow flycatcher) is the source of this 2007-nucleotide messenger RNA. RefSeq names its product tumor protein p63 regulated 1 like (gene TPRG1L). Gene Ontology annotation, cellular component: synaptic vesicle; cytoplasm. Lineage: Eukaryota; Metazoa; Chordata; Aves; Passeriformes; Tyrannidae. The record is from RefSeq and is a predicted model, not a curated record. The coding region runs from base 36 to 857 and encodes 273 amino acids. The transcript is spliced from 5 exons.
CGGAAAGCGCCGAGGCCGGGCCGGGCCGGGCCGCGAUGCUGCAGCUGCGGGACGCGGACGAGGGCGGCCCGGGCGGCGGCUCUGGGAGCCCCGGCAGCCCCGGGGCCGCCACGCUGGUGCCGGGGCGGACCGAUCCGCCCUUCGAGCCGCCCGCUCCGCCGGCCCGGCAGACGCUGCGGCCGCUCAGUGUUCGCACCGCGGGCCGCGCCGGCCGCCUGCGCCAGUACUUCGUGUUCCGGCCCGGCACCAUCGAGCAGGCCGUGAGCGAGAUCCGGGUGGUCGUGCUGCCCGCCGAGGACGGGGAGGUGCAGAGCGUGUGGCUGCUCACAGAAAUCGAUCACUGGAACAAUGAGAAGGAGCGCCUUGUCCUCAUCACGGACUGGUCCCUCCUGGUCUGUAAGUACAACUUCAUCAGCCUGCAGUGCCAGCAGGUGACGAGGAUCGCCCUCAGCGCUGUGGACACCAUCUCCAUGGGGGAGUUCGAGUUCCCACCGAAAUCUCUGAACAAGCGGGAAGGUGUCGGUAUCCGCAUUCAGUGGGACAAGCAAAGCCGUGCCUCCUUCAUCAACAGGUGGAACCCCUGGUCCACCAACAUCCCCUACAUCACCUUCACCGAGCACCCCAUGGCAGACGCUGACGAGAAGGUCGCGUCCCUGUGCAGGCUGGAAAACUUCCAAACCCAGCUGAUCCAGGCUGUGAAGAAAGCCCACAAGGAGGGCCCUUUGCCAGGAAGUGCUACCGGUGUCCUGGUGCUGGAGCGGCCCAUCCUCAUCGAGACCUACCUGGGACUGAUGUCCUUCAUCAACAACGAGGCCAAACUGGGUUACUCCAUGACAAGAGGAAAAAUUGGAUUUUAACCCCCCGUUGAAUGGCAAGUGACUUGCUGUUGGUCCCCUGGGGAGAGCACGCUGAGGGCAGAGCACACGGGGGCAAAGGGAAGUUUGGGGAAGGAAAGAGGGUGGUUGUAGGACAGUUCCAGGUUGGUUUGGGAGUGCACAGGUUGGAUUUGAGAAGCAGGCACACAGUGGUGUCAGUCUGGUAUUUUGUACCUGAUAUUCAGCCCCCACAGUCCUUGUGGGGUGAGCAGCAGCGUGUUCCGUGUCCUCCCAGGCCUGUUCCUCCUGUUCAUGAAGUGCCCUUGGAACCUGCUGAAACCCUGCCCACGUACCUGCUGUACAACAGAACCUUUGUGCCACAUUACUGCAGUAUCCCUGUGUAUGGUGUCCAGUCCCACCCUGUGCUUGGGACUGAUAAAGAGGAAUUACUGUUCCAGUCUCCAUGAUCUCAGCGCUCUCAUUAAUGCCCGUUAGGAAUCCUGAAAGCUGUCAGUCAGUCUUUAACAAUAUUUGCUGGCUUUUGCUAAAGCUGCACUGUUCCACCUGCUCAGCAGCAGCUGGUGAACUCUGAAUAUGCUUUUUGUAAAAAUCCCUCUAAGAACCCACUGGAACUUCCUCUGUUUCCUUGCUGCAGCCACAGAGUAAAGACUGUUGUGAGAGAACAUUGCCAAGAGCCUCACCAACACAUUUGCCUUCAAAGCUGUUCUUUGUAAAACUGAAAAGGAAUUCUAUUUUGGUUAGACUGAUAUUCUUAGCUGUUUUUCUGAAAUCUACUCUAGUUUGGGCCAGGACUUUUUAAUGGAGACAGAGAAAAAUCUUUCAGCACUGUGUGUCAGCCUUGCUUUAUACAUUCCUGCCCUGAGCCUCAUGUCCAGGGAUUAAAUUGAGAAGCAGCACAAGAGACACUGAGCUGGCAUUGCUGAAGAGCUGAUUCUAACAAGCUUCUUCUUUGUGCAUGACCUUCUCUCCAUGCCCUUUUAUCAGAGCCUUUAUCUGCUGGAUAAACACUGUGCUGCAGUGGUGUUUUUUUGCCUUAACCUAGGUGUGUGUUUGUGAAACUCAUGUAAAGCUGCAUUCCAUCAAACACUCCAACAAGCUGCAUCGUCCCUCUCUGUGCAUUUUUAAGUUAUCCAAUUUUCAUUAACCUCCAAUAAAGUUAAAGUUCAACUCA